AUGUCGAAUACAGCGCAGCCCCAAGAUAAGGCCGAGCCCUCCCAGCAGCCGCAGCAACAGAAGCCCCCCGUGCUCGAGGAAGACGACGAGUUUGAGGAUUUCCCCGUUGAAGACUGGCCUCAAGAAGAAACCGAGCAAGCGGCCAACGGGGCGAAUUCCCAUCUGUGGGAGGAAAGCUGGGAUGACGACGAUGCGGCCGAGGACUUUUCGAAGCAGUUGCAGUACGUGCUUUAG
Messenger RNA from Aspergillus affinis, 234 nucleotides. RefSeq names its product proteasome regulatory particle lid subunit SEM1. The record is from RefSeq and is a predicted model, not a curated record. Lineage: Eukaryota; Fungi; Ascomycota; Eurotiomycetes; Eurotiales; Aspergillaceae. The coding region runs from base 1 to 234 and encodes 77 amino acids. The transcript is spliced from 2 exons. Gene Ontology annotation, biological process: proteasome assembly; mRNA export from nucleus; double-strand break repair via homologous recombination. Gene Ontology annotation, cellular component: proteasome complex; proteasome regulatory particle, lid subcomplex.